AUGGGCAAGGCCGAGUCGCUCGGUAUCGAGUCCGAGGGAUCGAUAUGGUUGGCCGAACAUCCAAAGAGCCUGUUUCUGUUCGACGAGGAGAAUCCCUUCAGAAAGUUCUGCCGAAGCAUCGCCAGGAGCGCAUGGUUUGACAUUGUCAUCUUCGCCGUGAUCUUCGCCAACACGGUUACGAUGGCCUCGCUGGACAUGAGGGACCCGAACGCGCAGAACGCCGAGGGUAUGGCCGAGGCGGAGUUCGCGAGCACGAUGUUGUACGCGGCGGAGGCGCUGGUGAAGAUCGUUGACCAGGGGUUCUGGUUCGCGCCCGACACUUACAUGGACAGCGGGUGGAACCAAUUUGACUUUCUGCUGGUGUGCGGCACCCUCGUGAGCCUCUUUGAGUCCAGGCUCGGGACGCAGUUCCUCGCGCUGAGGGCGUUCAGGUGCUUCCGGCCGCUCCGCGCGAUGAAGAACUUCAGGGACGGUCAGCUGUUGAUGCGCACCACGCUCGCGGCCAUUCCCCUGCUCCGCGAUGCCCUCAUUUUCCUGUGCUGGUUCAUGCUGGUCGCGUCAAUCACCGGGACGAUGCUGUUCGGCGGUAAGCUGAACGCGCGGUGCGUCGAGCCCGCCGGGUGGGAUAACUCGACGGUCGUGGGGUCAUGCCCGGUCAAGGAACUCGUGAACAGGACGUACCAAGUGGCCGGUGAGACGAUGACGCGGCAUGUGUGCGAUCCCCACCGGAAAGGGCACGAGUGCGACUACGACGUCGGCGAGAUUUGCUGCAACUCGAACACGUACCCGCAGGCUGGGUUUUUGUCGUUCGAUAACUUCUGGAGGUCCGCCAUCAUCGUGCUGCAGACUAUCACGAUCGACGGAUGGAACGAGAGCGCGAAGUUGGCGGCGGACGCGAGCGGCAUCGCGCGCGUGGGUCCCUACUUUGCCAUCCUGGUCUUCUUUGGCGGCUUUUACGUCCUGCAGCUGUUCACGUCGGUGAUGAUCAUCACGCUGUCACACUGCAGCGACAAGCUCGAAGAGCAGGAGGCGGAGGCGGAGGAGAGGGAGCGCCUGGGUCUACCCCCUAUCCGGGGUACCGCGUUCGACCUCCAGGAGGACAAGGUUGGAGAGUUUGUCAACUGGCUUGGCAAAACCUCAGCACGCGGGUUCGUCGUGGCGAAACGAAAGAUUGGCAUAAAGGAGAAGGACCCUUUGGCCGAGGAGAAACCCGCGCUGCCCGAACCGUUCCUGAGUUACUCCAGAAAACUCCAGCAGCUGUGCGAGAACGCGUGGUUUGGUCGCACGGUGCUCUUCGUCAUCGUCAUGAACACCGUUUCGAUGGCGGCAAACUCGUACGGCAUGGGCGACGCAUACUACGAGGUUCUGGACGGCUGCGAGCUGACCUUCACCAUCGUGUUCAUCGUGGAGUUUGUGAUCAAGCACCUCGCGUACGGCCCGGAGUGGUACUGGUCGAACCGGUGGAACAUCAUCGACGGCAUCAUCGUCAUCUCGGGCGUCUUGGAGCUGUCGAUGGGGAGUGGCGCAGAUGGCGUGGCGCUCCUGCGCAUGCUUCGCGUGAUGCGCAUCCUGGCGGGUCUCAAGGGUCUGAGGCAGUACCGGGCGUUCCAGACUGUGUUUCGGGCGGUGAUCAACGGCGUGGUUCGCAUUGGGAGCUUUUGCCUGGUGUUCUUCCUGUUCAUCACCGUGUUUGCCAUCCUUGGCAUGCAGCUGUUUGGGGGCUCUGGGGACAUGAACGUGCAUCGCUCGCACUUUGACAACUUUGGCACGGCGGUGAUGACCCUCUUCAUCAUGUGCACCGGCGAGAACACCUUCUCGGUCGGUUGGGACCUGAUGCAGGCGACGGGAGAGAGCUCCAGCGUCAUCUACGUGAUCGUUUGGUCCCUCGUAUCCACCUCCCUCCUGGCGUUGGUUUUGGGAGUCUUGAUCGAGGCUGCGUCCAGGCCCAUCCAGGAGGAGCUGGAGGGUGGCGGCUCAGGGGGUGCCGGUUUUGGCCCAGACUCGAUCCGAACAAAGAGCGGAAAGUUUGUCGAAAUUCGCGGUGAGGAGACGGCGCUUACCAUGCUAACUUCCAGUAAGACCCGACAGGCCCUCGAGGCCAUCGAGAAGCUUCGCAAGAAGGGCGUGGAUGAGGCAACGAUCGAAAAGAGCGAUGAGAUGCGUACGCUGAACCGGCUGAGGGAGGAGGUCAGAGCCGAGGUGGCGGCAGUUCGCAUUUGGCUCUUCCAGACUGGCAUGGACCUGCAGGUACGAAAGUCUACGAUACCCAUGCCCUCGUCGCCCGUGUCCAUGCUCAGACGACAGCGGGAGAUUGAGCUCGAGAACCAAGCCAAGGUGCAGGAACUGAGUGAUGGGUUCUCGCAUGAAGAGCUCCAUGAGGCACGGGAAAGGUUGGUGACAACCACGGCACACAAGAAGCUUGCCGAUGUUCCGGAAAACGUGGUGCAGAAGGAGGCAGCGAUCAAGUUCUCCAUCGGCAACACCCAGUCCACUGUGAGCAGCGUGGAGGAGAUGCUAGAAAGAAAGCGGAAGAGGAGGGAGCAGAUUCUCAAGGAGGAAGCCGCCGCGAGGGAGGAAGAUCCCGUGGUGCGAAGGGAGCGAUUGUUCCGCGAGCGAUGCGUCCAGUGCGGUAUCGAGGUUGACAAACCGGACUCCUGGAACACGGCGAGGGCAAAGUGUCUCUCCAUCGUUGACCAGCGUUGGUUCCAAGGUACCGUCUUGGUGCUCAUCGUGAUCAGCGCCUGUUUGCUUGCUCCGCAGUGCGACGCAGACUGGCCCACGCCCGGUUCCAAGACAGAGACAGCGAUGGAGGCCAUCGACAUCUCGUUCACCGUGGCCUUCCUCAUCGAGAUGGUGCUGAAGCUUGUCGCGCUGACCGUCUACAGCGGCCCCAACGCGUACAUCAAGGACUAUUGGAACUGCCUGGACGGGUUCAUCGUCACGAUGUCCAUCGUCACCCUGCUCUUGGACCUGAUCUCCGGUGGGAGCACGGGUGGGGUGCUGAAGGUUUUCCGCGUUCUCCGAGUGCUUCGCCCGCUGCGCGUCAUCAAGAACGUCCCGUCGCUCAAGCUGGUCAUCGACGCGACCUUCGUGUCCAUGCCCGCCAUCAUAACGGUGUGUGCGAUGGGUCUGCUCUGCUUCCUCGUCCUCGGCGUGUUGGGCAUGCAGCUCUUCAAGGGGACGUUUUACUCGUGCACGCACCCAGGCGGGAACCCCGGGGGCACCAAGGACUCGUGCGAAGCUCUCGGUGGGGAGUGGCGAAACGCGCCUUUCCACUUCGACAACAUCGGUCAAGCUAUCAUCUCCAUCUUCAUCUUGUCCACCGGAGACAACUGGCAGGACCUCAUGUGGGAGGGCGUGGACUCAGUCGGGGAGGAGAAGGAGCCGGUGUACAACAACAGGAGGGUUAGUGCCCUGUUCUACGUGGUGGUGGUCAUCAUAACGUUCUUCUUCUGGCUCAACCUGUUCGUGUCCGCCCUGGUGGAUAACUUCAGCCAGGUGGCGAGUUCGAUCCAAGGGGACGACGAGAGCACCUCCGGGUACUGCUACAGUGAAUCCCAGCGCAAGUGGCUCCUCGCCCUGAAGGCUGGCCUGGAUGCGGCAAGGGAAUCGUGGCGAGACAUUGAGGAAUCAACAGUGGGUGUGGUCCGGCGAGUUUGCCUGAGGAUGCGCAAGUGGAAGUACUGGGAGUUGUUCGUGACCCUGUUUAUUACCGCGAACGCGAUCCAGAUGUGUUUCUUCCGCGUGGGCGUCUCCGAGGAGGAGCAGAACGUGAUGGACACGCUCGGCAUCGUGUUCUGCUGCCUCUACGUGGCUGAGACGGUGGUGAACAUCAUCGCCAUGACCUGGCCGGUGUACUGGGACGAAAACUGGCACAAACUUGAUUUCGUUGUCACGGUGUCCGGUGUGAUUGAGCUUGCGACGAGCUUCACCGGGGAGAGCUCCUUCCUCACCGUCUUCCGCACGGCAAGGUUCUUCCGCCUGUUCAAGGUGCUGAAAUCAUCCCCGGGGCUGAGGUCGCUUGUGGACACAUUCCUUACAGCGCUCCCGUCCAUGCUCAACAUCUUCGGUUUGAUGCUCCUACUGAUGCAUAUCUACGCAUGCCUCGGGUGCACGCUCUACGGCAAGAUCGACCCGCCCUACGAAGGGGACGGACUCACCCCUUACACUAACUUCCAGAACUGGGGCAACGCGAUGUGGCUCCUCUUCGUGACCCUCUCGGGAAAUUGGGUCACGGCGUUUCAUGAUGUCUUCUGGUCGUGUCAGAACAUGGAGCAAGAUCCGGUGACUGGCGCAUACGGUUCAUGCCCCUAUCGUGUCAGCGCCGUGCCUUAUUUCUUCAGCUUCGUGAUCUUUGGCAUCUGCUUGCUGUGUAACCUGUUCGUGGCCAUCCUGCUGGAGCGAUUUGAUUAUGCGUCCACGAUGGAGGGAGUGUAUGACGACAGGAACCCGUUUGAUACCCUGUUCCGUCUGAACGUCAUUCGACAGUUUGUGUUCAAGAUCAGGAACAGGAUGCGUCUGGUGCGCGCGUUGAAGGCGAACAAGAAGAUUGACACGGAUGGCCUGGAGUUCCACGAGAUCAAUCUGAUCAUUCAGAAGGAGCUGGCCCGGCAGAGGGAGAACAGAGCGAACGGAAUCGAGGAGACUCGGGAGGGGAGGCCCAAGAAGGAAAACACGAUGUCGAGGCUCUCGACGUACCUUCAGGGUAAGGGAUUGGUGUCGACUAGGACCCUCUCGAUGUUUGCGGAUAACAUCGGCGAAAAGAAACCGGGGAUGUUCUCGCAGGCGGCAUCCAGGCUCGCCCUCUCAGGGAGCUGGACCAAGAAGAAGGAUCAAACAUCACCAAAAUCGCCAAAAUAAACGUGUUGUGCUUGUAGUAUGAUAGGUUCUCUCAUCAUCAGAUAUUAUCAC
This is a messenger RNA of Micromonas commoda, 4911 nucleotides long. Its product is annotated as voltage-gated ion channel superfamily. Gene Ontology annotation, biological process: monoatomic ion transport; transmembrane transport. The record is from RefSeq and is a predicted model, not a curated record. The transcript is spliced from 2 exons. Gene Ontology annotation, molecular function: voltage-gated sodium channel activity. Gene Ontology annotation, cellular component: voltage-gated sodium channel complex; plasma membrane. Lineage: Eukaryota; Viridiplantae; Chlorophyta; Mamiellophyceae; Mamiellales; Mamiellaceae. The coding region runs from base 1 to 4860 and encodes 1619 amino acids.